AUGACCGUUUCUCUCUCUUCUCUCAAGUUUCUCCCUCUCCCAGAAAAAGUCAGGGAGGGCCCACUUUCCCCUGAGGAGUACUAUGCACUGAGCUACCCCAAGCGUCUGGUGUAUAGGACCAAGUACAACCCUAGAAGAGUAAUGGACUUGGUUAUUCUGUUCUUCGGCAUCUUCAUCGAAUGGUUGGGCAGUACGCUUCUGGCUCCUGUUACUCCUUGGUACAUCGAGGAUCUAGCUCCCGAUAUGAACCAGGGUACAGCCGCCUCUAUUCUAAUGGCUGCUUAUGCUGUGGGGACGUUCCUUGCCUCUCUAGUCACCGGACCACUCAGUGAUAGACUCGGUCGUCGUCCAGUUCUCCUUUUUGCGAUGGGUAUCUACACCGUUGCUCAGUUCCUCAUGGCCAACGCUUGGGAUAUUGCAAGCUUUGCAGGCUUCCGUGCUAUGGCUGGUAUCUCAGCCGGUACUCGACCUGUGAUCAUAUCCUUCUUGACUGACAGCAGUCGCCCGAUCGAUAUGAAGCUCUACGGUGUGCUCAUGGGCCUCCAUGUGGUCGUAGGACAGAGUGUUGGACCUGCUAUCGGUAAGGGUUGUUUUGUUCCGUUGUGA
Messenger RNA from Perkinsus marinus ATCC 50983, 606 nucleotides. RefSeq lists its product as hypothetical. NCBI's taxonomy places the organism in Eukaryota, Perkinsozoa, Perkinsida, Perkinsidae. The record is from RefSeq and is a predicted model, not a curated record. Gene Ontology annotation, biological process: transmembrane transport. Gene Ontology annotation, molecular function: transmembrane transporter activity. Gene Ontology annotation, cellular component: membrane. The transcript has 4 exons. Bases 1 to 606 code for a protein of 201 amino acids.